AUGCCUGAGCAAACAGCCAUCUAUGACGUCUCGCUUGCUCCUAAUGACGCACUGCGGCAUGCGUUCAAUCUUGGGAAGCAAGCUAAACUGCGUCUCAUAAAAGUCGUCGUAAGGAGCGAAGAGCUCACACCAAAUUACGAGUACGCUGGUACGGGUAACUGGAGAGAUGAUUGGCGAGCUACACUGCCUGAAUGUGUCGAUGCUUUUGAACCGUGCUUUAUUCUAUUCAGGCUCAAUACUAUUACCGAAUGGAUUUUGAUAACAUUUGCCGAUGAUCGUGCACCUAUCAAAGAGAAGAUGUUAUUAGCUGCUACUCGUGCGACAUUCAAAAGUGAAUUUGGACCUUGUUAUGUUGAACAUGAGAAACAUGUAACGGAUCGGAAGGUUCGUUCAACAUUUUCAAAUAAUCGUAGUUUAACUAGUAACUGA
Molecule: messenger RNA, 429 nt
Organism: Cooperia oncophora
Lineage: Eukaryota; Metazoa; Nematoda; Chromadorea; Rhabditida; Trichostrongylidae
Source: the annotation of a GenBank genome assembly